AUGGAGAGAACUGAAACUUGGGAUUUGGUCUCUCUCCAUGCUGGUCAUCAUGCAAUUGGAUGCAUGUGGGUUUACUGUGUUAAAUAUAAUCUUGAUGUCUCUAUGGAUCGGUACAAAGCACGACUCGUUGCUAAAGGUUACAAUCAAUUGGAAGAUAAUAUUCUUAUUACAGCUCCUUCUCUUGAAGUUAUUGCUUCUGUUAAGCAUCUUCUGCAUUCUCAUUUUAAGUUGAAGGACUUUGGUACUGCCAAAUAUUUUAUCGGGCUUGAACUAUCGCGAUCUUCACGUGGAGUUUACUUAUCUCAACGGAAAUAUUGUCUUCAGAUUUUUGAAGAUUCUGGUUUUCUUGGUGAGGGAUCUGUUUCCUUUCCUAUGACAUCCAAUUGUAAGCUUUGUGCUUCUUCUGGUAUUCCACUUUCCACUGAUGAUGCUACUUCUUAUAGAAGAUUAGUUGGGCGUUUAUUAUAUCUUCAAAUUUCUCGCCUUGAUAUUUCAUUUGUCGUACAUCGCCUUAGGCAGUUUCUUCAACGACCAUGCAUGGGUCAUUUGGAUGCUGCUCAUCAUUUGCUCAGUUACCUUAAGGGUACUAUUGGCCAAGGCAUUUUACACCUUCGUGCUUCUUUCCAACUAAAAGUCUUUGUUGAUGCAGAUUGGGGAGCUUGUUUAGAUAAACAACAUUAUGUAUAUGGUUUUUGUAUAUUCCUUGGUGAUUCUUUGGUCUCCUAG
This is a messenger RNA of Momordica charantia (bitter melon), 726 nucleotides long. NCBI's taxonomy places the organism in Eukaryota, Viridiplantae, Streptophyta, Magnoliopsida, Cucurbitales, Cucurbitaceae. The record is from RefSeq and is a predicted model, not a curated record.